Messenger RNA from Rubroshorea leprosula, 3068 nucleotides. Lineage: Eukaryota; Viridiplantae; Streptophyta; Magnoliopsida; Malvales; Dipterocarpaceae. The record is from the annotation of a GenBank genome assembly.
GCAAAGGCAGUGGAUUUUGAGUCUCACCCAAGAACACUUGUCCGACAUUCUCAUUCCUCUUUGGUUUUUAAGGUUCCAUCAAUUUUUAUGUUUUAGUUGGCAAACUGUUACCGUAAUCUGUAAUCAUGUCGCAGUCUAAUUGGGAAGCCGAUAAAAUGUUGGAUGUCUACAUAUAUGACUAUCUGAUAAAGAGGAAAUUACAUGCUUCUGCAAAGGCAUUUCAGUCUGAAGCAAAAGUAUCCACUGAUCCCGUAGCUAUUGACGCUCCUGGUGGUUUUCUAUUUGAAUGGUGGUCUGUGUUUUGGGACAUUUUCAUCACUAGGACAAAUGAGAAGCACUCAGAAGCUGCUGCUUCUUACAUUGAGACUCAAAUGAUGAAGGCUCAAGGAUUGCAGCAGCAGCAGCAACAGCAACAAAAUCAGAAGCCUCAGCAGAAUCAGAUGCAGCAGCUGUUGCUGCAACGGCAUGCUCAGCAGCAGCAGCAACAACAGCAGCAGCAGAGUGAAGGACCACAGAUACUUAAUGGAAUGGUAAACGGGCUUGUUGGCAAUGAUCCCCUUUUGAGACAGAGCCCAGCAACUUCAAAUGCCUUGGCAACAAAAAUGUAUGAGGAUACAUUUAAGAUUCCACUCAAGAGGGAUCCCAUGGAUGAUGCUGCUCUGAAGAUAGGUAUACAGCAAAGGUUAGGUGACAAUGUGAGCCAGCUGCUAGAUCCUAAUAAAGCCUCAACUUUAAAAGCAGCUGCCGUUGAUGGCCAGCCCUCAGGGCAAACACUGCAUGCUACACCUGGAAGCAUGCCAAGAAACCUGCAGCAAGUUAAAAAUCGGGGCCCACAACUUCCAGUUUCCUCACAGGAUUUUAGGAGUGAUAUUAAUUCAAUGGUGAAUUCUAGAGCUGCUGGUGCAGAGGGAUCAUUGAUUGGUGUUCCCGGGUCAAAUCAAGCUGGUGGGAAUUUAAUGCUGAAAGGAUGGCCAUUGGCAGGUCUGGAUCAGCUUCGGCCUGGGCUUCUUCAGCAGCAGAAGUCUUUGAUUCAGUCCUCUCAGGCCUUCAAUCAACUUCAACUGCAGCAACAACUUUUGCUUCAAGCACAGCAAAACUUGUCAUCACCUGCUGCCAAUGACAUGGAAUAUGGAAAACUGAAAAUGCUUCUCAACAAUCGGAAUAUAGUUCUUGGGAAGGAUUUCCAAUUAAAUCCCAUUGGUGAUAUGGUCCCAAAUGUUGGAUCACCUUUGCAAGUUGGCUGUCCUGUAUUUCCUCAUGGAGACUCGGAUAUGCGUAUGAAGUUACAGCAGCAACAACUGCAGACCACCAAUCAACGACAAAUUGUUCAAAAUCUACUUUCCAGUCAACAGUCUCAGAACUCAAAUCAACAUCUUCAGCAGCAAGAUAAAAUGAUUGGUACUAGCAGCAUGACAAUGGAUGGGAGCAUUUCUAAUGCCUAUCACGGAAAUGAUCAGGCUCCAAAAAACCAAAUUGGUCGAAAAAGGAAGCAGCUGGGGUCAACUUCAGGUCUUGCUAAUAGCUCAGGAACUGCAAAUACUACUGGACCAUCACCCAGUUCACCUUCAUCACCUUCUACUCAUACACCUGGAGAUAACAUCUCCAUGCCCACCUUGCCGCAAAAUGUUGGUUCCCCUAAGUCUUUACUUAUGUUUGGUUCUGAUGGUUUGAGUUCUCUUACACCAGCUCCAAAUCAACUGGUCAUGACACAAAAUGAGUUGGCUGAUAUGGACCAGUUUGUGGAUGAUGGGUCCCUAGAUGACAAUGUAGAUUCUUUCCUAUCUCCUGAUGAUACAGAUCCAAGAGAUAGAGUUGGUAGGUCUGCUGAUGGCAGCAAGGGCUUUUCAUUUACGGAACUUCGUCGGAUUCCUGCAAGCACAAGUAAAGUUGAAUGUUGUCACUUUUCAUCGGAUGGAAAGUUGCUUGCCACUGGUGGACAUGAUAAGAAAGCUGUACUAUGGUGCACAGAGUCUUUUGCUGUCAAGUCAACACUUGAAGAGCAUUCUCAAGGGAUUACUGAUGUCCGCUUCAGUCCAAGUGUGUCAAGACUUGCUACAUCUUCAGCUGACAAAACCGUUAGGAUAUGGGACGUUGAUAAUCCAGGAUAUUCUCUUCGUACUUUUGUUGGACAUUCUACAACUGUCAUGUCAUUAGACUUCCACCCAACUAAUGAGGAUCUCAUCUGCUCCAGUGAUAAUAAUAAUGGGAUACGAUACUGGAGUAUCAAGAAUGGUAGCUGUGCCGGAAUUGUCAAAGGUGGUGCGACCCAGUUGAGAUUUCAACCACGUAAUGGGAGGAUUUUUGCAGCUGCUGCUGAUAAUUUUGUGUCCAUACUUGAGGUUGAAACCCAAUUAUGCAGUGCUAAAUUACAGGGUCAUAAAAACCUAGUACAUUCUGUGUGCUGGGAUCCAUCUGGGGAGUAUCUGGCCUCUGUGAGUGAUGAAUUGAUUAAAGUGUGGAAUGUCGGCUCUGGUAGCAAAGCAGAAUUCAUUCAUGAAUUGAGUUGCACUGGCAACAAAUUUCACACCUGUGUUUUCCACCCUACUUAUCCUUUGUUGUUGGUCAUUGGCUGUUAUGAGACCCUGGAGCUUUGGGACAUGACUGAGAACAAGACAAUGACACUGCAUGCUCACGACCAACUAGUUUCUGCAUUGGCAGUAUCUAAUACUAAUGGUUUGAUAGCCUCAGCUAGCCAUGACAAGCAUGUCAAGCUAUGGAAGUGAGCUGUCUCUCUCGUUUUUGCUGACCAUUUUGCUAAUAGUAUAAUUUCUUCAGUCCUCAUAUGUAUCUACUUUCCAACCACAUGGUUUUUCUGACGGUACCCUUUUGUCGUCGUUCUAUGUGACAGACUGUUUUGACAGGCAAAGCCUUAUUUCUUUUUCUUUUGUUCCAAGCUGGUGUUCUGGAAAGGAGAAACUUAGGCAGAUGAAGUUCAGUAGCUUAUGAAGUGAUUCGUACAGAAAAUAUAUUGUGCAUGUCAUAUAUAUACAGUAGUUCUAGUGUUUCUAAAUGAACAUUUUAGAAAUGAGAAAUCUUUAUCUUCCUCUCAAUGAAGUUAUUAUCAUGGC